Corylus avellana is the source of this 1728-nucleotide messenger RNA. Its product is annotated as Amino acid dehydrogenase family protein. NCBI's taxonomy places the organism in Eukaryota, Viridiplantae, Streptophyta, Magnoliopsida, Fagales, Betulaceae. Gene Ontology annotation, molecular function: methylenetetrahydrofolate dehydrogenase (NADP+) activity; methenyltetrahydrofolate cyclohydrolase activity. The record is from RefSeq and is a predicted model, not a curated record. Gene Ontology annotation, cellular component: cytosol. Gene Ontology annotation, biological process: tetrahydrofolate interconversion.
GUCCCUAUCGUCCUUCUUCCAUAAACGCAAACCCGCUUUGGAAAGUGAGCUGUGUGUUCCAAGCAGGGAAACCGAAAAUUCUCUCUGGUAUUCUACACCCGCUCGCAGACACGACGUUGAGAUUCUUCCCGGAACACUGUCCUCUAAGGAGAGCAGAUAUUUGUUAUCAAAUGGUUUCGAUGAUUUUCAGCGACUGUUCGUCCUCCGCGACCGCCCGGCUCCUCCCGUUGAGCCGCCAACACGGCGUCGUUUCUCUUAGCCGGUUAGCAGUGGGACGUCUCCAUGUGGGACCCCCUGGCCGCUGCUCUCCGAGUUCGAGAACCCUCACUCUUCACUCCUCUACUUCACCAUCUCCAGUCGUCACCGCAUCAACGGCUACUGAAGCAUCUGCUAAAGUGAUUGAUGGAAAAUCAGUUGCAAAGCAAAUCAGAGAUGAGAUAACUGCUGAAGUAUCUAGAAUGAAGGAUGCAAUAGGUGUUAUUCCUGGAUUAGCGGUUAUCCUUGUUGGGGAUAGGAAGGACUCUGCAACUUAUGUACGCAAUAAGAAAAAAGCUAGUGAGUCAGUGGGGAUUAAUUCUUUUGAGGUGCGUUUGCCAGAAGAUUCCACAGAGCAAGAAGUUCUCAAGUUUAUCUCAGACUUCAAUGAUGAUCCCUCAGUUCAUGGAAUCCUUGUUCAGUUACCUCUGCCUUCUCAUAUGAAUGAGCAGAACAUCUUAAAUGCUGUUAGCAUUGAGAAAGAUGUGGACGGAUUUCACCCACUGAACAUUGGCCGUCUAGCUAUGCGGGAUAGGGAACCCUUGUUUGUUCCAUGCACACCAAAAGGAUGCAUAGAAUUGUUGCACAGAUAUGACAUUGGUAUCAAAGGCAAGAGGGCAGUUGUAAUUGGCCGGAGCAAUAUUGUUGGAAUGCCAGCUGCUCUACUGCUACAAAGGGAAGAUGCUACCAUCAGUAUUGUCCAUUCAAGAACCAAGAACCCUGAGGAGUUCACAAGACAAGCAGAUAUUAUUAUUUCAGCUGUAGGCCAGCCAAAUAUGAUUAGGGGCAGCUGGAUAAAGCCUGGUGCAGUGAUUAUUGAUGUUGGGAUUAAUCCAGUUGAGGAUACCAAAAGCCCUCGAGGUUACCGUUUGGUUGGAGAUGUCUGUUACGAGGAGGCCUGCAAGAUUGCUUCAGCUAUUACUCCAGUUCCUGGUGGAGUAGGUCCAAUGACAAUAGCAAUGCUUCUCUCAAAUACUCUCACCUCAGCAAAGAGGAUCCACAACUUCCAAUGAAUUUUUCUGAAUUACUGUUACAAGGAAAGAUGCCUCGUUCACAAAUUCAGUUCAUCUCAGCAUUGGUUGUUUACAUUUUUGAAAUGAAUUAUAUUAGAGUCUCUAGAUGAAGUCAAUAGGCGGCAUCGUCCCUUGGUUUAUAAAUGAUGUUGAUUAUGCAACCACGCAAGCGCUGGUUUCAUGGGAGGCUUGGGACUUUGCAAACAUGGUGAUUAGGUUAUUGCAUCUGAAGUGAAAAUCGGCAUUUAUCGGCUAUCAUCUACCCUUAAACAGGAGUGGAAUGGUGUUUAGAGAUUGCUACCAUGAGAACUAUCUGUUACAUUUGAUCUUACUGUAAUUGGUUUGACCCUGGAACCAACUAAAAGUUAUAUGCUAUGUCCGAUGCUUAAAUUUUGAAUUAUAGUUUUCUGAGCCUCGUGAGGCUCAGAAAACAGAGAAUGUUGAUGAUCAUUUUACUUUC